CAUUGCGGUUGAUUUCUGAUGAGAUAUCUUCUCAAAUCACGUGCGGCUAUCUCCCCGACAUGUGGGCCGCAUCUCUAUCCGCUUGAAGCUAUAGAUGGGCAUGGAAAGAACUCCGUUCAGCACAAAAUAAACAACUCCAUCUAAUAAAAAGAAACAUCUCGAAAGUUGUUUGAAAUAAAUCCGAUUCUGCACCUCCAUCAUGCCCUUCAUCACCUUAAACCAAAAAUCAAUCUUCUACACCCUCAUCCCGCAAACUGAAAAUCUCCAGAACCCGGUAACUACACUCUUCAUCCACGGGCUGGGUUCCUCGUCUACUUUCUACCAUACUGUUAUUCCCUCCCUCUCUAGUGUCUCAACAUGUAUUGCUCUCGACACGCCCGGAUCCGGAUUAUCUUCUCUCGGCGAUUCGAAUUCCCCACAAACUGUAGCGUCGAUUGUCGAUGAUGCAAUUGCACUUCUCGAUGCACUUUCCGAAACAGCAGUUGAGGGAAAAGUCUGGGUGGUGGGCCACUCGAUGGGUGGGAUUAUUGCGUGUGAGCUUGCUAUUCGAUAUGCACAAAGAGUUGAGGGGUUGGUUUUGAUAGGACCGGUGGUGCCAAGUCCAGUUUUAACAGAGGUUUUUGAGAAGAGGAUUGAAACGAUUAGGAAAGAUGGGCUUGAACCGCUCGCCAAUUCGAUACCAGAGGCUGCUACAGGCGCUCAAGCUUCGUCUACCCAGAAAGCUUUUAUCAGGAGUUUGAUCCUCGGGACUAGUACCCAGGGCUACAUAUCAUCAUGUGAAGUUAUUGCUUCGGCUAGUAGACCGGAUUAUGCUAAAAUUGACGUACCGAUGAUGAUCCUAGCUGGUAGUGAAGAUAAGACGGCUUCGUAUGAGGGGUGUAAAAUGAUUCAUGAUGAAGCGGGUGUGACUGCACAGAAGAAAUGUGUUAGGGUUCUUCCAGGGAUGGGACAUUGGCAUGCUAUUGAGGCGCCGGAAUCUGUGGCAAAGGAGUUCAAGCAAUUUGUUGAUAGUUUCAAUAAUUAAGUGAAAUUAGAUAAGACAGGGAAA
This is a messenger RNA of Botrytis deweyae, 1048 nucleotides long. RefSeq lists its product as uncharacterized. The transcript is spliced from 2 exons. The coding region runs from base 200 to 1024 and encodes 274 amino acids. The record is from RefSeq and is a predicted model, not a curated record. Lineage: Eukaryota; Fungi; Ascomycota; Leotiomycetes; Helotiales; Sclerotiniaceae.